Bipolaris maydis ATCC 48331 is the source of this 705-nucleotide messenger RNA. RefSeq lists its product as uncharacterized. NCBI's taxonomy places the organism in Eukaryota, Fungi, Ascomycota, Dothideomycetes, Pleosporales, Pleosporaceae. The record is from RefSeq and is a predicted model, not a curated record.
AUGGGCCGCUCAGACGCAGAGGAAAUGGUAUACUCAAACUCAGACACCAUGGUCGAAGUUUUCAAAGGCGCUAUCCGGGGACGUAUGAUCCAACACCCAUCGCGAUCUUUCGCACUCGAGAUCACGCUCGAUCUUGUCAAGGGUGCCGAAUUCUUUUCUCACAAGCCGCCGCUGCAUUUCCACAUACAGGAAGAGUAUAUUGAGUCAAUCCAGGGCAAGAUGUGCCUGGAGCUUAACGGCAAGGAGCACGUACUGUUGGCAGGUGACGGGCCCAUGAGCAUUAAGCCUUACGUGAACCAUCGGUCGUACCCAGCGGCGCUGGCGGACCAAAACGAUGGCGAAACGGUUGUGAAGUUCCUGCUCUCGGGUGAGAAGACUGACAGUGUCUUCGAGCUGAAUCCUGUCUUCUUCGAGAAUUGGUACAAGUACCAGGACGAUGUGGUGGUGAAUGGAGCAAAGAUCUCCCUGAUACAGCUUUUUAGCACAUUCGAUGCUGGUGGUACUUAUGUGUCAUUUCCAUGGUGGGUGCCUUUCGGUCAAACGAUCUCGCAAAUAUUAGGCGUCGUAGUGGGAAGAUGGAUCGGCGGCAUGCUUGGAUAUCAGCCAUUCCACCGCAAGUGGACUACGGACUGGGAGCUGGCCUGCCAAAAGAUGGAAUCAUCUUUUUUCCAGAGGCGUUUCACAAAUAGAAUGAAAGUAGACUGA